CUCCUACCCGCACAAAGUGCCCACACUUAAAAGCUAUUUCAUACCCCUGAAGGGUGGAGAUGGCGAUAUUGUUGCGAAUACACAACGCUUAUGGUUUGAGAAUGAGAAAAAACGUCCAAUACAGUUUCAGAAAUAUGUUGGCUAUAAGUCGCUACUCUACGCCAUCCUAACACCCAUUCUAGUGGUCUUAAUCUCUUUAUUAUCCCAAUUAAGUUUUACACGCACCUUGCUUUUGAAAAAUCCGAAAAUUUUCACUUUGGGUCUCAUAUCAUCCGAGGGUCCAACGGAGGCUGCAAUGGAAUCUCACAUCUUCCAAUUGCUUGUCAAAACCAAAGGCUGGACCAAGGAGCAAUCGUUGAGUGAGCAACCCAAACAGCAGUUGUGGACACGGGUAUCGGGUCGCAAUCCUUUCUACGCAAUGACGGGUGUGACGAUGUUGGUGGCGGCACGAAUUAUUUUGCAGGAGACCCAUAAAUUGCCUGGAAGUGGUGGCGUGAUUUCACCGGGUUAUGCCUUCGCCAAAACUAGUCUGAUUGAGGAAUUGCAGACGUACAAAUAUGGCACCAAGUUUGAAGUACUGAAACUAGAACCCUAAUUACAUACUUCAAAAGCAGUAUAACUGCAUAAACAGACAGUAAAUAAAAUCAAAAUAUAUUUCCAAUUUUUGCUUUACAAAAUAAAGAUUAUACAAAUUUUACAACAAUUUA
Messenger RNA from Rhagoletis pomonella (apple maggot), 707 nucleotides. RefSeq names its product saccharopine dehydrogenase-like oxidoreductase. Gene Ontology annotation, cellular component: plasma membrane; lipid droplet; mitochondrion. Gene Ontology annotation, biological process: glycolipid biosynthetic process. NCBI's taxonomy places the organism in Eukaryota, Metazoa, Arthropoda, Insecta, Diptera, Tephritidae. The record is from RefSeq and is a predicted model, not a curated record.